This is a messenger RNA of Malurus melanocephalus (red-backed fairy wren), 2716 nucleotides long. RefSeq names its product magnesium transporter MRS2 (gene MRS2). Gene Ontology annotation, molecular function: magnesium ion transmembrane transporter activity. The transcript has 11 exons. Bases 30 to 1367 code for a protein of 445 amino acids. Gene Ontology annotation, biological process: mitochondrial magnesium ion transmembrane transport. The record is from RefSeq and is a predicted model, not a curated record. Gene Ontology annotation, cellular component: mitochondrial inner membrane. Lineage: Eukaryota; Metazoa; Chordata; Aves; Passeriformes; Maluridae.
GUGCCGGGCGGAGGGGCCGAGCGGGGUCGAUGCUGCGUGGGGCCGCGCUGCUCCCCCGCGCUCUGAGCGGCGGCUGUUGCUGCUGCGCUGCCCGCGGCUGGGCGGGCGCGGCAGGCGGCGGGUCCCACCCGCGGGUCGCUCCGGGGCUGCCGCCGAGCCGCGCUUGGGACCUGCCCGCCGCCGUGGCAGCGGUGCCGCCGGGGGCCCGCGGGCUGCGCUGGACGGGUAAAUUUUACCGACAUGUCACCAAUGAGACCUCCCAAGCCACCCUAGCCAGYGUGUCUCCUGUUUUUGCAGUGAUGAAGUUUGACAAAGAGGGAAAUACUACCUAUUUUGAAAAGAAGAAAACAGAAUUGUACCAGGAACUGGGUCUUCAAGCUCGAGAUCUAAGAUUUCAGCAUGUGAUGAGCAUUGCAACCAGGAAUAACAGGAUCAUCAUGAGAAUGGAGUUCUUGAAGGCUGUGAUAACACCAGAGUUUCUUCUGAUACUAGAUUAUCGUAAUUCUAGUCUGGAACACUGGCUUCUCAAUGAACUAGCAUCUCAGCUGUCUGGGGAAGGUCAGCUAGUCACAUAUUCCCUGCCCUUUGAAUUCCGAGCCAUAGAAGCAAUCCUGCAGUACUGGAUCAGCAAACUGCAGGGAAGACUUAACACUUUGCAGCCUCAGAUCCUUGAGACACUGGAAGCUCUGGUUGACCCCAAGCUUUUAUCUGUGGAUAGGAGUAAACUACACAUUCUCCUGCAAAAUGGCAAGAGCUUGUCAGAACUGGAAACAGAUGUAAAAGUUUUCAAAGAAACAAUUCUGGAGAUCUUAGAUGAAGAAGAAGUAAUAGAAGAGCUCUGUCUGUCUAAAUGGACUGAUCCACAAGUAUUUGAGGAGAGUACRUCUGGGAUUGACCAUGCAGAGGAAAUGGAGCUGCUGUUGGAGAAUUAUUACAGACAAGCAGAAGAUCUUUUAAAUGAAGCUCGUGAACUCAGAGUACUGAUUGAUGACUCAGAAAGCAUCAUCUUUAUCAACCUUGACAGCCACCGUAAUGUGAUGAUGAGGCUGAACUUGCAGCUGACCAUGGGGACUUUCUCCGUCUCUCUCUUUGGACUCAUAGGAGUUGCAUUUGGUAUGAACUUGGAGUCAUCUCUUGAAGAGGACCCCAGGAUAUUUUGGCUGGUGACAGGGAUUAUGUUUCUGGGAAGUGGUCUAAUUUGGCGGCGCUUACUUUCCUUCCUCGGGCGGCACCUAGAUCCUCCRCUACCUCCUCACGUUCCUGCCGCUUUGAAAAAAUCCCAACCAGCAGCUGGAAGAGUAGAAAUAAAGACCAGUCUUAAAGGAGAAACGUAUGGGCUGAGCAGAAACACAUUAACAAACCAGUAGGAACAACAGGAAUGAAGAGACUUUUGUUGUCACAGGGUGGAUUUUGGACACUUUCCUUGUAUUUGUUCUUCCUUACUGAAAACUGCAAGAAUUUCUAAACUUGCUAAUUUAAUAUAUAUUUGUGCCAAAAACCUACAGGGAGAUUGUUAAUGCUCACGCACAAAAGGAGAGAAACRCAAUGGAAAAUGGCAGAAUGCUUUCUACAGUAGUUUUACCUCCACCCCAUGUAUGUGCCUUUAGUUUUCUGUAUCACAUACAUGUACUUUCUUUUUGGGCAUUCUCAUUUUAAGUAUUUCUGUCAAAUACUGCUUUGCUUAAUGGCCUUUGUUACAGAGAACAGAAUUCUUSGCUUAAAGGAAAACAGCAGUCAACAUUGAUCAAUAAUUCUGGUUCUGACCCAUGGAUUUAGGAAUUUGACGUCAAACGUCAAAGAAAAAUGCACGCCAAGAGUGCUUCUUGGAUGGAUUUUCAAUGCCCUAUUUAAUUGCAGAGAACAUGUCUUCCAAAGCAAAAAGGAUACCUGCAUCUCUCGUGAAUCAUGACUUUGAGAUUGGCAGCAAUGAGAAACAAUAGUGUCUCUUAUUUUACGUGAGCAAUAAAAGACUUURAAAUGUAGCUACUAAUCUUGGAUAUUCCUUAACAAUUAAUCUAGGCCCAAAACAUGCAGUUUUAGGAACUGCAGAACUAUGUUUUAGCAGRCCUAUAGAUAAUGCCAUUUGUGUUUUCCAUCUGACACUUAUUUCAACACACAUGGAUACAGGUGCAUUUUURCAACUCCUUGUGUUGUCAUAAUUCAAAAUCUUGUAAAAAUCAACAACUGGGUUGUGCUGUCUUUCCCCCAAGACAAAGCAAGGACUAGCCUGCACCACAUAAGUAGCCAGGUUAGUCAAAGGUGUAGAAGCCUGAUGUCCUGUGAUGGGCUGAAGGAAGGAGAAAAAGCUGUAUGCUGGCUAUUUGUUUUUUCCUAGGACUUCUCUCUGUGGGUGUAGUUCUCCACUGGUUGUAGAGGGAGCAUGAAAUAUUUCUAAAUCACAUCACACACUUUUUGUUUGGGUUUUUUUAAUCUCUCUGUAACACACUGAGCAGCUCCUUAGGUGCCCCCACAUAAAUCACUGUACUGGCAGGUGUUGAAAAGACAGUAGUUGUAGCUGCGAACUAUUUUCUCAGGACUAAUGAGUCAAGAUGGAAAUUAAAAGGUUCAUAAAGGUGUGUAGGCCUGUGAUCAGAUUUGGUUUAAAUGGGUUGUACAUAGUUACUUUCCAACAGUUCUUUAUGUGACUUUAAAUACAGAUACUAGUGGCAUGAGAAGGUGAGAAAAAUAAUGGAGCUUUUAAUACUUUUGAGUUUUU